Messenger RNA from Vicia faba (fava bean), 783 nucleotides. NCBI's taxonomy places the organism in Eukaryota, Viridiplantae, Streptophyta, Magnoliopsida, Fabales, Fabaceae. The record is from the annotation of a GenBank genome assembly.
AUGGUCUCUCUUGAACCUGAGCCUGUUCAUGUUAACCUCAGAUCUAGUGAUGCACCUUCAAGUCCGAGAAUAUCUUUCUCAGCAGAGUUUCUAGAUGAAAACAACUUCAUCACUAUAAGUCCAAAUCCUCUUUACAUAGAAAAAGACCAAGAACAUGAAAAAACGAAGAACACAGAUCAGUUUGAGUUUCUGUCAAACAACAACAUGUCCAACAACAACACAGUUUUAUCAGCUGAUGAACUUUUCUUUGAAGGCAAAAUCCUUCCCUUUUGGCAGAUGCAACAUCUAGAGAAGCUCAACAAGAUCAACCUGAAAGCAAAAGACGUAGAAGUAGAAAUAGAAGGAGUAGAAGAAGAAGAAGAAGAAGAAGAAGAAGGAGAACAUGAAGAGGAAGUCAUUGAAGUUGUAGUGAACAACAACAAAGAAGAUAAUAGUAGAGUAAAUUGGUUUGUUGAUGAUGAUCCAUCACCAAGGCCACCAAAAUGCACUGUCCUAUGGAAAGAGUUAUUAAGGUUGAAGAAACAAAGAGCUUCUUCUUUGUCGCCUUCUUCGUCUUCAUCGUCUUCUUCUUCAAACGCUAGCUCGCUCGGCGAUGCAGCUGCUAAAGAAGGUUCGAGAAACAAAGAGAAUCAACAUGUGAAGAGGAUAAAGAAAGGGUUGGAGAGAACAAGAUCAGCUACUAUUAGAAUUAGACCAAUGGUUAAUGUUCCAAUUUGUACACAAAUGAAGAACAGUGCUUUGCCUCCACUAUUUCCACUUAAGAAGGGCAAAUUAGAGAGGUAA